This is a messenger RNA of Lobosporangium transversale, 1389 nucleotides long. Its product is annotated as kinase-like domain-containing protein. NCBI's taxonomy places the organism in Eukaryota, Fungi, Mortierellomycota, Mortierellomycetes, Mortierellales, Mortierellaceae. The record is from RefSeq and is a predicted model, not a curated record. Bases 229 to 1359 code for a protein of 376 amino acids. The transcript has 7 exons.
AACCGAGCAAUUGGUCUGAGCCGCUUUUCUCUUUCGAUAAAGAAAGAAUAUAUCUCUCUCUCUCUCUCUAAUUUUCUUUUUUCUUUUCGUUUUAUCCUAUACAUCGCACUGACGCACUCUUCUCUCUAUCCAUCUACUCAUUCCUUCAUUCAUCUGUUUCGGUCUCAUUCGCUGACUCUUCCAUUUCGCUUCAUUCCACUUCAAGCUACUUUUGUCUUCAUCUCACCUAUGGCACCCAAGGAACACGGCCAAAGCACAACCAACGUGCGCAAAGGCUAUCAGCUGGACUCGAGUAAGUUGGAUCCGUACCUUACAAAGUCAAUCUCUGGUUUUGCUGCCCCCGUCAAGGUCUCACAAUUCAAACUGGGUCAAAGCAAUCCCACCUACCUUUUGACUGACGCAAAUAAUACACGUUAUGUCCUCCGCAAGAAGCCAGCUGGUACUCUUUUGUCCUCCACUGCCCAUGCAGUCGAGCGAGAGUAUAGGAUCUUGAAGGCUCUAGGCGAAAAAUCGGACGUCCCCGUACCUAAAGUCUACACUCUCUGUGAAGACUCGUCCAUCAUUGGAACGCCUUUCUAUGUUAUGGAGUUCUUGCAGGGUCGCAUCUUUUCAGAUGUGACAUUGAAAAAGCUUCCUUUUGAGGAACGACGUCUAUGCUGGAUCUCCGCGAUCGACACUCUCGCAAAGUUGCAUAAAGUUGAUUAUGUUGCAGUGGGUCUUGAGGGCUAUGGCAAACCCAGCGGUUUCUAUCCUCGCCAGAUUGCGUCACUUUCAAAGGUUUCAGCGGCUCAAGCAGCAGUAAAAGACGCCGAUGGUAAAGAAGUUGGUCCAAUCCCUGGCAUGGAGGAAUUGGCUGCAUGGUUCAAGAAGUAUGAAGUCAAGGAUUCAACCUCGAUCGUACAUGGAGAUUAUAAGAUGGACAACUUGGUUUUCCACCCAACAGAGCCUCGUGUCAUUGGAAUCCUUGACUGGGAACUGUCGACAAUUGGUCAUCCUUUCUCUGACCUAGCCAAUCUUGUCAACCCAUACUAUGUGCCAGCAAUGGAUGGCAACCCCAUAGGUGGUCUAAAGGGCAUCCCAGAGAAAGACUUGCCUAUCCCACCAGUCGAUGUCCUGUUAGAACGGUACUGCCAGCAAACCUCCAGACCCUUCCCAAUUGAGAAUUGGAUGUUCUGCAUCGCAUUUUCAUUCUUCAGAUUGGCGGUGAUCUUACACGGCAUCAAAGCUCGUGUCGCGCGUGGCCAAGCAAGCUCUGCAGAGGCAAUGGUCUAUGCUGCCCUAGUGGAUUCAGUUGCGGAACUUGCUAUGGAUAUCGCACAUGAAGAAGAAGCAAAAAAUAGUCCCAAAUCCAAGCUCUAAUGAACAGGACAUUUAUGCUAUGUAAAAAAA